GCCGGUCUAUCAAUGUUGCAUCUUGGCCUAUGUCACAUCACUGGAGAGGCGGUCUGAAAACCUUCCUCUUCUGCAGGAACUCAACGUUCACAAGCGGGGAUCAGACUCAGAGCACGUCAUACGAUGCAUCUUGUCAGCUUACCAGCUUUUCAACCAGCAUGGCAAUGCGCCGCAAUUCCAACCCCAAACUCUGUGGCGCGCGACGGGUGGACUCGUGUACAACUAUGGCUCGCAACAUGUACAGUGCACUGCACAGCGUGUAUGGCUGUAUGUGCCGUUUACGUGCGUGGCUAGGCUUGGCGCUCGGCUGGCGAGUGUCGGCUGAAGUUCACGUAGUGAAAGUUACGAGGAGUGCUCCGGCGGGGCUGUUCAUCUUUGCCAAAGCGGUCCAGCAGGGGCUACGUUCGAACCGCUGCCACCAUGUAAUAUUUUGGGUGUGUAAAUAAGCACACAAGUUAUGAAGACAAUCGGAAUAGUUCAGCCAAUUUAUUCAUUUGUAUCUUCGUGUCAGUCUUCCAUGACGGGAGUGUUAAAACAAUGUACUUGUUUACAUAUCAUUUGUGGGCAUUGAUGCGCAUAGUAAAAUAGUCCAAUAUCAUUACAAAAGGAACGUUUUUUUGCAUACACAAUUGUAGACUCGGAACUGUAGAUUUGUGCAUGGGACGUUUUGUGGGUGCCAAAUUAGAAUAAUAAAUUGAUUAAUUUCUGUGGCUAACUUUGCCAAAAAUAUUACGUUUAUGUGGCUAACUUUGCCAAAAAGGGAAAUAAAAUUUGACAGGCUUUUGUCUAUAAAUAAUAAGAUAAUCUGGGCAGUAUUUUUGCCGUUGAAAAUUAAAUAAGGUCUGUAUUUAUUUAUAAGUGCUGAAGAAUAAAUAAAAGGAACCACCUGGGUUAUCGGUAAAGGAAAUAAUUAAAUGCGACGUCACCGUAGCUCACCUAUUAGCUGUAUGCUACUGCCAAACCGGUUCACUACGGCAACGAAGCAGAAACUCACGGACUAAUAUAAAUGAAAUUAGAAGACUUGAAUUGUGGAGCGUGACGAUGUAGGCCUGUCUUGCUGCCGGUUGAGCUAACACGGAACUGGGGGCUCGUGCAUGGAACCAAUGCUGCUUUAUAAGAAAAAGGACACGCUUGGCUACUCGCGUUGCGUAGGUGCAGCUGCCAAUAAUAAUAAUAGGAAUUCAGGCUACUACAGACGGACGUGCGUUGUCCUGGACGUGGUAUAUGGCCUCUGGCGUGUAGAUGGCCUCCGCGGAAAUAGCUGCAGUGUACUUGUCAUUGCAAAUUUAUUUACCGGUGAUAGGAACGAUGGAACAGCAGCAAUACAGACAGUUGGGGGCAGAUAGGAGGAACCGUUUUGUGGGAUUGCUGGCCAUACUAGGCACAUGGGUCAACUGGUUCAUUUGGGUGGGUACGGUUAAAAGUCUCGCCACGCUGCUACCGACUCUACGGGACCAGAUGGAAACAUAUACAUGGGUUAUCGGUUGGAUUAUUGUGAUCAUGGAAGUCACUGCUGAUCUCAUUGGCCCAUUUGCAGCCCCUCUUGGAAGGCGCUUCGGUGUCCGGAUUUGUGUGAUGGUCAGUGGUUUGAUGAUCGGCCUCGCUUUCAUCAUUGCCUCGUUUUCGUCAGCUGCGGUAAUGGCAGUUGUGUUGGCAGUCUUAGCUGGACCCGGACUUGGGAUUUCUAAUGUUUUGUGCAAAGAGCUAGUUGGAAAAUGUUUUAGCUCACGGAGAAUCUCAACAGCUUUCGCCAUCUCUCAAUCUGGUGCAUCUAUCUCAUAUAUGGUUGUGCCACCAAUGACGCAAUUAUUCUUGGAUACAUAUGGCUGGAGAGCCACUAUGCUUCUUUUGGGCGCCAUUUUCUUUCACAUGACGGUUUGUGGCGCCCUCUUCCGGUUCCCGCCAAGCUGUGGCGUGAUAGUGGCUUCAAACUACUCGGUCAUACCAGAUGAUUGUGUCCAGGAAGAACACCAAAGCAACGACAACGCCUCGAGAGAACCAAACGAGCAUCAGAAAAUGUCAGCUUUCCGAGCCCUCUGCCAACAUCUCAACACUGAACUCUUCUUCAAUCGGUCAUACUGGUGCUUAGCAGUCAUGGGCAUUGUGAAUAAUGUCAGCACUUUAGGCUGGGCGGUGUACUUCGUUCCUCACACUCAGACCAAGGGUUUCACACCGAAGGAAUCAGUCAUCCUGACUGCGAUCAUGGGAAUGACGAAGGUUGUCGCUGCUUUCACUCUCGGACCCCUGAUGGACAAAGUUAAGAUAGUCAGCUCCAGGGGGUUCUUGGGAAUUGCUCUGACGUCACUCACCGUGUAUUACCUUAUCGACCCAUGGCUUACAUCUUUCUGGUUGAAUGCGAUUAAUGUUGCCAUCUACGCCUGUUCAUCCUUCUUGGUUUGGCUUCUGACUGAUGUUUUGGUGUGCGAAGUAGUCACAGCCGAUCAACUGGGCAGUGCAUUCGGCUGGAUAGGAAUAAAAUGCGCUGUUUUCUCUUUCGUCCUUCUUUAUUUACCAGGAUUGACCUUUGACCUUGGAGGAAGCUACACCUUACCGUUCAUGCUGCUGGGAGGUCUUCAGAUAUUUGCAAUCGUUGCUUUGAUAUUGUUAGUUGUCGAACAAAGCCGAAAGUGACAUAUCGGCAUUACGUUUCAAGUGUGGGUAUUCGGUAGUAGGUGGGGCAUCUUGUUCAUUCAUUCAUUCAUUUUCAUGAUGACUUGAUGAGUUGGGCCCAACUGUCCCUGUCGAGCAU
Molecule: messenger RNA, 2749 nt
Organism: Patiria miniata (bat star)
Lineage: Eukaryota; Metazoa; Echinodermata; Asteroidea; Valvatida; Asterinidae
Product: monocarboxylate transporter 12-like
Exons: 4
Coding region: 1243-2631 (462 amino acids)
Biological process (GO): transmembrane transport
Molecular function (GO): monocarboxylic acid transmembrane transporter activity
Source: RefSeq, a predicted model, not a curated record